AUGAAAUUGUCUCUAGCGGUUACACCUCGUUUGACCAUACGUUUCUUGGCUGUGACAGUGAUGUUCUGUACUGGUCUGGUUCAUAUCCUCGCUCUUGAUGAUAAACUGGCGCGGAAACCGCGAGGAGAAGAUCGCGUAUCUACUGAAGGCACUGAAGUUGGUGGACAACAAUCGCUGCCGUUCCGUGAUCGAAGAACGGUGAAAAAUAACCGAACUCCCAAUUUGGCGGACUUUGCAAACCGGCUGAAAGAUCUCGAAGAAAGGUAGCUAAAGGUAUUAUGUUAGCUCGACGAUUUGCUAUCUCAUUUUGAGAACUCAGUUAAUUCGAGACCACAGGAACAUUCUAUUAGACACUGUUCAUCAGUUACAAUGUUCACACCGUUUGUAAAAUGACGGAUUUACUAACCUCAUUUCCUCUUCCUUGCCAAGCCACAACAACAGCAUACGUUUGUCUCGAAUGAUGAUCAGACGAUUUCAUGAACUGGAGAAAAGGUUUGAGAAAUGAAAUUAAAAAUUCACCAUUGUUAAAUAAAUAUAAUUGCUUUUUUAAACUAAGUAUACUUCGAUUCUGAAAUUGCCGUUGCAUACUGGGGGAAAUCUGUUCAAUCUCUUGUCUAACGAAGCAUGUGCUCAGUUUUCGACAGUUUGGCAACAUGGCAAAUCCCCUCUUUCGUAAAAUGUGUAACGGCGACUCCGGAGGUCAGGAAGCCGAAGGGGGAUAUUAUAAGCCUUUAAAACAGUUUCAAAACUGUGCAUAGGCUUGGGUCUCCUAUUAUAAAAGUACCUGGAUACCCCCUUUAAACAGGAAAACGCUUUCUGUUGGCCGGCACUGAUGAAUGUUGAAGACUUGCAGCCCGCGGCUUGUGUGGGAAGAUCAUGCAGUUUUCAUAUCCAGAAUAGAAUAUCCUUCAGUGUAAAGACCAGAGUAAUUGUCGAUUAUCUAUAAACUGACUUGACGACAGUUUUUUUCCUUUCAUCCACGCACUAAUUUCCUAGAGCAGAAGAAGCGUAGCAAACACCACGAAAAUAUAAAAGCACUUGACUCUCGUAAGGCCCAACUGGUAGUUGAACUAGGGCUAAAGACACGAAGGUCCCCGUUACACUAUCCCUGACAAUUUCUAUGUUUGACUCUUUUUUUCAGAUUUGAUGGCUUACUGCGAUUAUCUCCCCGACCAGCGGGGGAAUCUUACGGGUCACUUUUGACCUACAUUCUUGGUAAAAUAUGUUGUUCAAUCCUAUUGCAAACUAGUACGAAACUAUAGCUACCUAUAAGCAACCAGCGAGUUUCCUUAUAUAAUAUCCGGUAGGCAACAUGAACAGCCGGAAAUAUUCAAUUCAGGUGUUUUGCCCUAAAACUUCAGUCCUUUUAAAAACUUAAUAUAAGCGAUUUUAUGUUGUCUGUGAUUUAGUGUUUUAGAAUGUGGCCCAAGAACCGGUGUGUAAUUCAUUUGGUAAAUUUGCGUUAUUUGUGAGUGGCAUCACCGAACCUCUUUCCCAGGGCUUCAAGUUUUCCUUAAAACAAAAAAAAAAUGGUGGAGGGGCAUUUUCUGAGCGAAAAAGUAUCGGGGGCGAAGUUUCGACAUCAGCGUGUUUCUUUUUCAGGACAACAUAUGCAGAACACCGGAAAGGGGCGAGUUGGACCACCUGGCCCACCUGGGAAACAGGGACCGGUUGGUGCUCCUGGGACACAGGGGCCUGCUGGUGCUCCUGGGAAACCAGGACCAAUAGGAGCAAAAGGAUCAAAAGGUAUCAAGGACAAACGACAUAGAGAUCAAAGGAAAAACUGAAGCUUUUAUAACACCAACUGUGAAUGUAGGAAAAAGAGCAAAAGAAACUCCCCUUUCAACAUACCAACAUUUACAAGUUAGCCACCCGGCUAGCUGUAAACAAUAAGUUCCAUUCAUCGAAUUUCAGCUAACAUCUUAUUUCUUUUCUAUGGUGUUUUUGGGUCUUUUGCAAGCCGGCCAUUUUUCAACCGUUAUAUUCGUGAUUUGUAAUCGUCAGAAUCCCAUAGAAAAAAAUAGUCUCGCGACAGCUCCAAUUUUGAGCCAAAUGAUGUAAUAAGUCGAAAUUGAGUGCUUGGGGUCUUUUUAUACUUUGUAGGAGAACAGGGAAAACAAGGAACCAACAAGUCAUUCCCAGGACCUCCUGGUCCUAAAGGAGACCAGGGAGCAGUUGGAAAAACUGGAGCCCAGGGACCACAGGGUGCAAAAGGCGAAAAGGGACAGGAUGGAGUUGGGACAUCAGGAGUGAAGUACGUUCGCUGGGGAAGGACCACAUGUCCUAGUGGUGCGCAAUUUACGCGCAUGAUUAAUAUAUUUGAUUGCACCUGGUAAGUAGACCGCGAGCGGUGGUCCUUCUUUCCACAGGGCCACGCGCAGCAAGUGAAAAAGUAGAAUUACCGUGAUUCAAAAGAAAAAUAAGAGACUGCUCGCAGUCUACUUGGUAGGGGACGGGACGGCGAAUUUUGUAAAAACAGGUUAUCAAAUUGUUUUCAGGCGAGCUCUUGCGAUGGCUACUCAAUGGAAGAACAGCUAACAAAUGCGAGAUUAUAUCCCUAUAUUUUUAGCCCAUUAAGGGCCUGUUUACAUGGAGUGGGGGACCCCGGUCUAGUGGGGUUGGUUUCUUUUGUUUUCACGCUCUGGGGGACACAAAACAAAAGAAACCUACCCCACUAGACCGGGGUCCCCCACUCCAUGUAAACAGGCCCUAAGCCCUGACAGUGAUGAACAACAAAGGUCUCCUUUGAAUACAACACAUUUUACACAUUGGUGACGAGAAUGAAGGGACAUGAUCAAAAACAAUAAAUCUAAUUAAAACUUCAACAAAUUCUCCCACUAAUAACAACAACUUUUAUUUAAAAACAUACUGUUCAAAUUGAAGCUAACACAGUUUAUGGGGCCGUGUACAUAUUAAUUAAAAACAUGCUAAUGAAAAUACAUAAUUGUAAUUAAAAAAUCUAUACCUAAAAAGUAAAAAAGUAGUCAAUUCUUGUGUUAUCCAAAAAAUAUAAAUGUAUCAGUAUUAUUAUAUUGAUUAUUAGUCAAUGAAAGACGAAAUUACUGUCAUUGAACAUAUUCAUUGCAAGGGGUGAUUCAGCUGAGAAAUUGAGAUUUUUGAGGGCUUGAGAGUUUAUGGCCAUUUUAGCGUAGGCUCUUGUGUCAGCCACGGAGGGAUCUAACAAGUUCCAAGCAUGGGAUCCUCUGUACGUGAUGGAGUUCUUCAUGUUGUACGUUUCGAAACACGAAACACUUACGCGAUGGUGAUGACACAAGUCGUACUUGUUCUUUCGCCUCUGGAUUAGACGUUCUAAGCAUGAUGGAGUCAUGCGAUGAAAUAUUUUAUAAAUUAAAGUGGCUAUCUUGGCCUUGUACAUGUCAAAUAACAAGUCCCACCUGAUCGAUUUUCGAACGUCUACAGAGGGUAAGUCUCGGGGAAGGUUAUAUAUGACUCAAGCAGCUCUGCCAUGUAUAGAUUCCAAAGCAUUGACUUCAUUCUUAUUGGUGGCACACCCCCAAUUGGUAGCGCCAGACCUCUUAUUUGUAGCGUAAGACCACUUAUUCUGAAGAAAACGUGUAGAGACAACAAAUGGAUAAAGUAUGGAAUAUUUUUUGAAGUAUAGCUACCAUACUUUACUUUGGAGAUUGGAAUCGGCGUUUUCUCCAGUCCAUGAUAUCGCAUGAAAAUUUAAAAACGCACAAACUUGUCACCCAGCUUACUGUUUGUUGACUGUCCACCCAGUUUACUACUCGCCCCUUGCCAGUCCAUUCUCGUUUUGCGAAGCCAUGAUGUUCCAUCGAGCAUCAAAUUCUCCAGUUUUGCACUGUUAAAGAUGUUAAAGUUUAUAUCUCGUUUUAGAAGUAACCCUUUGGUCGGUGGAAAUUGCAUCAAGGUCAGUGAAAUGAAAGGAAAUUUUACAUGAAACAUGAAUUUUACAUUCAAGUUAUAAAUUGCUCUCUGAAAUUUCUACGUGAAAGCAGCAAGCUUUGUGAGGUUAAUGUUAUCGGUAAAAAUGCCUGGUUUAUUCAGUUCUUCUCUUUUACUAUUUUCACUAAACUCGAAGCACUACUCGAUAACUUCAAGUCUAAUUAUUUUUUAGACAAAGGGGAAACAAUUGAGGUAAGAUUUUACAAACAAAUUGACGGUUCUUAGUAUAAAGUGUUUGGAGCGUAGUUUAACAGUCGUUAAAGUUUUUAUAAACUCAAGAUUAAAUGAUAUCUUUUCGUUUUUUCGUGGGCAUCCAGGUUUGGGCUCAACUUAUUCCUGAACCAUGGGAGCCACGGGAGGAAAACCUUGUAACUAUAAGUAUAAAUCCUUCAGAUACAAUAGAAAGGGACUUUUAUAGCUAGUGAAAAACAACAUAAACUUUCAGCUUGAGCGAGCCAAAGCGAAAACAGUCUGAAUCAGAACUGUGUCGAUGUUGUGGUUCAAAGUUUUCUUUGCUUUGAUAAUUUUCAAAACAGCUUAAAGUUUGUCACAAUAUGAAUCAGCUAACUUCAUACUUAGGAAGGGUAGGUGGGCAGAUGUUUACCAGGGCCCGGUUGCAUAAAACCUGCACUUAAGUGCCCACUUAAGCAGGUCACUUAAGAAUCCGUUAUGGGUACAUUUACGGGUGUUGCAUGGAACACACUUAGCGCUCUCGUAAGUUUCUGUUUUACGUGGUAACUUACGGGCUCACUUAAGGGCACACGUAACUUUGUUAUAGUACUUUUAAUUAUUAAUUUGACUCACUCUAUUUUUUUAAAUUAAGUUAACCAUCGGUGAGUGUAAAGAAAGUGUCAAGUCGUUUCGAACACUUUUAAGCCUCUCAUUCAAAUAAAGUUUACAUGAAAUCGUUAUUUUACUUCAAUAUCCACUGGAAAUGUUUGUUGUUCUUCUUUUUUCUUAACGACGGCUUUAAAUUGUACAUCAGAGGUUAACAAAGCGCAUUAGAACGGAAUUACGUAAAGAAAAAACAAUUUUUUUUCACUUCUCGGUAAAAGAUCUCGUUAACUUUAGUAAAAACAGUAAGGAUACGGGACCUACAUAGGUCCCGUAAAUUUAAGUGCUAAUUUUCCCGUAAAAAAGGUUUUUUGCAACACCGGCAAUUUCUGUUGCAUAAAUGACACUUAAGUGGAUACUUACGAAAAUCGUAAGUGCAGUCACUUAAGUGAAACCCCUAAGUGGACCACGUAAAUGAUUUAAUGCAACUCACUUAAGUUAGGAGUACACGUACGUAUACCCGUAACUGUUACGGGCGUUUUAUGCAACCGGGCCCAGGGCCCGGUUGCAUAAAACCUGCACUUAAGUGCUCACUUAAGUAGGUCACUUACGAAUCCGUUAUGGGUACACUUACGGGUGUUGCAUGGAACACACUUAGCACUCUCGUAAGUUUCUGUUUUACGUGGUAACUUACGGGCUCACAGUAAGGGCACACGUAACCUUGAUAUAGUACUUUAUUAAUGAUUCAUUAAUGAUUUUUAAGCUAACCAUCGGUGAGUGUAAAGAAAGUUAAAAGUCGUUUCGAACACUUUUAAGCCUCUCAAAAAAUGAAAUUUGCAUGCCAACGUUAUUUUUCUUCAAUAUCUACUGAAAAUGAUAGUGCUUCUUCUUUUUUCACAAAAGUGUACAUCAGAGGUUAACAAAGCGCAUUAGAACGAAUUAUGUGAAGAAAAAUACUUUUUUUCACUUCUCAGUAAAAGAUUUCGUUAAAUUUUGUAAAAAACAGUAACGAUACGGGACCUACAUAGGUCCCGUAAAUGUCCGUGCUAUUUUUCCCUUUAAAAAAGUUUUAUGCAACACCCGCAAUUUCUGUUGCAUAAACGACAUUUAAGUGAACACUUACGAAAAUCGUAAGUGCAACCACUUAAGUAAAUUCCCUAAGUGGACCACUUAAGUGAUUUCAUGCAACUGACUUAUGUUACGAGUGCACGUACGUGUACCCGUAGUUGUUACGGACGUUUUAUGCAACCGGGCCCAGAACCUUAUACUGAUACACUUUUACUUAGAUCGAUUGUGGUCAUCAAUUUAAGGGAAAGGAAGGAAAAAUAACAGCUGAUUGAAAAAUGUGCAGAAAAUUAUUUUUCAAGUGGAGAAAUAAACUGUGGUCGGGGGUUGAGUAUGAAAAUAAUGUGAAGCAUUGUCAGUCCCAAGCACUGAUGUUGUUUAUUAAUUAUUUCAACAGCAAAGAUGUUUUUGCAUGUACCAAUUAACUAUUCGGGUUGUGAAUUCUAAAUCAUUCUUAAUAAUAUAGAACACCCUUAAGUUCUAAACAUUGCAUUCAUGACUUUCAAGACAUGAAUUUAGAUGUUAGAGCUGCAGAUUCCAACUUCAAUCAGGCAGAAAUUUGAGAUAGUAAUUCUGGCUGGCAUUAACCCAUUCGCCCCUGAACCGCCCGUAACCGCCCGUGCGGAUCCAGGUCCUUUCUACCCUUUGUGACGUCAUCAGUUUUAACGGUCAAGGACAACUUUCUUCGUUAACUUGUGCAGAGUGAAGAGAUCUUUCAAACCAUACCAGAAUGAGCACAAUUCAGUCAAGGACACCGGAGAAAGAAGCAAAAAACCACGUGACAAGGACCUGAAAAUCUCCAUGAAAAUCUUGUUCCAUUACCCACCUACCUUUCCUUUCACCUAAUCCUAAGAUCCUAAAAGCUUUCCUAAAAACUCUUCCCACCAAAAUGAAGCCUACUAAAUGCCCAGAAAGAGAAAAAAAAAUGAGGCAAGAAAAGCGAAAAAAGAAGGGAGGAGAGAAAGCGAAAAGUAAAAGUCAAGACUGCUGUGUCACUUUUAAACCCCAAAAAACUCGAAAUUUUGCUUUCUGGGCAUGCCCGAACUUCGCAAGCUGAUAUUUUGCAUCUGGAUCAGAAGGCCGCGAAGUGUACGACCUGUAAACCGGUUUGUGGUAAGUUUUAGCUCUUUAUAGCACGACAGUGACCAGAAAACUACUCGACUAGCUUCAAAACGCGUUUUUUGGCAAAAUCUCCAGGAGCGAAUGGGUUAAAGUAAGCAAGGUUUUAUUCCUCUAGAUCAAAAACUUGACUGUCCCUCAAAGACUUUUGUCAUCUGUUAUGAACCAAUUGUUUUUCCCUAUAUGCUGUACCAGUAAAGAUGAUAAAUUUGUCAUUAGCAUAUACAUACUUUGUUAAUUAAUUUCAGGGCAGCCUCUCAAAUACUGAGUAUCUAACAUUCAACUUGAGAAGCUCGGAACAGAAAAAACAAGGAACAGGAGUUAUCUCUAGAAAUGUAGUAACUUAAAGUACAAAACAUUUAUAUGGCAGUUCAUAAUAAUAUUGUUAUUGUUGUUGGAUUACAAAAAUAGCUCGCCAACCCAACUGGGCUAGCCUGCGUCGCAGGGUACUAUAGGGUGUGGUUGCCGAGUUGUCCUAAAUGGAUUGUAGUAACAGAGGAAGAUCACUUCCAGGAUUCUAAUCCCUGGUCCCCCGGAGAGACACAGAACGAAAAAUCAAAAAUUUACUUAAGAGGAAUAUGAUUUAUACGAAAGAACGGAGCCGAUUUUGAUCAAUUCCCUCCUGCCUUUGAACAUGACACGUGGCCAUGUCCUUCAAAGGUAAAUUCCGCUGUUAGUAUUCAGCCUAGCUUCUGUAGUUUGAUUCAGGUUCCUUUAAUUCAGCAAAUACAGGGAAUCCUGCUUCAACCCAAGAGAGGAUUUUACCUUCGACAGCCGCACCAAAGUUGUGUCAUCUCAGAGUAAAUUUUAGAUCCGUUUACAAACAAAAGAACUGCGACUCAUUAAUAUUCGUUCAAAGCUGUGUUAAUUGAAUGAUUUUCUUUGUUUGCCACUUAGCCGAGAUGAAUCAUGUCAAUGACUGUGUUUUUAAACACAGCUUGUUGCUUAAAAGCAACAAGCUCUCUCUCUCUCUGGGGUAAAUCAUGAAAGAGGCCUUCAAAAGGGGGUAUGUUAUGGCUUUGUUUGUCAUUCCCGAAGCUGCCUGCCGUCGCCUUGUGGGUUAGGAAAAAAUAUCGCUGUCCCCGAAAGUCGCUAGGGCAGAAAGUCGCUGUCGAUUGGCAUAAAUUUCUGUGAUGCUCAAUUUCAGAUUUACGGCAGAUAUACAAAAGUCAGGAUAAAGAGCCAAAAAAGAACAAAUUCUACUCUAAACUUUCUCCCGCGGUAAAUGAAAAGUUACGGACAUGCAUUCUCGCCCGAGCCCGAAUGGAGAGCUUGAAACCUCACAAUCAAAAAAAUUUCCGGAGGCUCAAAUAAAUAAGCUUAACAUGCAAAUUUAGUAACAGAUUUGACAUUUUAUAGUGGCCGGCAGAAGUAAAGAUAUACUCGGUACGGAUUCCAAUACUUAACUUAACCUCCACUUUUAACGCUACCGACCGGAUUCAGAUUGUCCGUAAGUGCCGUCUACAAACUUAAUAUGACUAUACCGAUACUAUAGUAGACUGUUUACUUAUUGUCCUUGCAUAUUUAAGUCUGUUACAAGCUCACAUCCGCCUUCCGAUGGCCUUAGAUGUUACGUCACAAGCGAGAAAAAUUUCUCGUCCAAAUUGUUGUACCUUCCGAGCUUUGAUAUUGACUUCACGUAACACCUUUUUGUGGAGGAUAGACAAAAGGUUGUUUUCUGUUUCAAAAGAUCUUUACUUUAAAAUGAAAUUGUCUCCAGCGGUUACACCUCGCUCGACCGUACGUUUCUUGGCUGUGACAGUGAUGUUCUGUGCUGGUCUGGUUCAUAUCCUCGCUCUUGAUGAUGAACUGGCGCGAAAACCGCGAGGAGAAGAUCGCGUAUCUACUGAAGGCACUGAAGUUGGUGGACAACAAUCGCUGCCGUACCGUGAUCGAAGAACGGUGAAAAAUAACCGAACUCCCAAUCUGGCGGACUUUGCAAACCGGCUGAAAGAUCUCGAAGAAAGGUAGCUAAAGAUAUUAUGUUAGCUCGGCGAUUUGCUAUCUCAUUUUGAGAACUCAGUUAAUUCGAGGCCAGGGGAACAUUCUAUGAGACACUAUUCAUCGGUUACGAUGUUCACACUGUUUGUAAAAUGAUGGAUUUACUAACCUCAUUUCCUCUUCUUUGCCAAGCCACAACAACAGCAUACGUUUGUCUCGAAUGAUGAUCAGACGAUUUCAUGAACUGGAGAAAAGGUUUGAGAAAUGAAAUUAAAAAUUCACCAUUGUUAAUAUAAUUGCUUUUUUAAACUAAGUAUACUUCGAUUCUGAAAUUAUCAUUGCAUUCUGGGGGAAAUCUGUUCAAUCUCUUGUCUAACGAAGCAUGUGCUUUUGGCAACUAAAAUGUGUAACGGCGACUCCUGAGGUCAGGAAGGGGGAUAUUAUAAGCCUUUAAAACAGUUUCAAAACUGUGCAUAGGCUUGGGUCCCCUAUUAUAAAAGUACCUGGAUACCCCCUUUAAACAGGAAAACGCUUUUUGUUGGCCGGCAGUGAUGAAUGUUGAAGACUUGCAGCCCGCGGUUUGUGUGGGAAGUUCAGUUUUCAGAUCCAGAGUAGAAUAUCCUUCAGUGUAAAGACCAGAGUAAUUGUCGAUUAUCUAUAAACUGACUUGAUGAGAGUUUUUUUCCUUUCAUCCACGCACUAAUUUCCUAGAGCAGAAGAAGCGUAGCAAACACCACGAAAAUAUAACAAUGCUUGACUCUUGUAAAGUUAAAUUCAAGCCGCAUUAAGGCGGAACUGGUAGUUGAACUAGGGCUAAAGACACGAAGGUCCCCGUUACACUAUCCCUGACAAUUUCUAUGUUUGACUCUUUUUUGCAGAUUUGAUGGCUUACUGCGAUUAUCCCCUCGACCAGCGGGGGAAUCUUACGGGUCACUUUUGACCUACAUUCUUGGUAAAAUAUGUUGUUCAAUCGUAUUGCAAACUAGUAGGAAACUACCUUUCAGCAACUAGCGAGUUUCAUUAAUAUCCGGUAGGCAACAUGAACAGCCGGAAAUAUUCAAUUCAGGUGUUUUGCCCUAAAACUUCAGUCCUUUUAAAAACUUAAAAUAAGCGAUUUUAUGUUGUCGGUUUAGUGUUGUAGAAUUCGUAAGCAACAAUGUGGCCAAAGAACCGGUAUGUAAUUCAUUUGGCUGGUAAAUUUGCGUUAUUUGUGAGUGGCAUCAUCCAACCUCUUUCCCAGGGCUUUUUCCUAAAAAAAAAAAAAAAAAAAAAAAAAAAAAAAAAAAAAAUUGGUGCAGUGGGGGGGGGGCACUUUCUAAGCGAAAAAGCAUCGGGAACGCGGUUUUGACAUCAGCGUGUUUCUUUUUCAGGACAACAUAUGCAGAACACCGGAAAGGGACGAGUUGGACCACCUGGCCCCCCUGGGAAACAGGGACCGGUUGGUGCUCCUGGGAAACAGGGACCUGCUGGUGCUCCUGGGAAACAGGGACCUGCUGGUGCUUCUGAGAAACAGGGACCUGCUGGUACUCCUGGGAAACAGGGACAGGCUGGUGCUCCUGGGAAACAGGGACCUGCUGGUGCUUCUGGGAAACAGGGACCUGCUGGUACUCCUGGGAAACAGGGACCGGUUGGUGCUCCUGGGAAACAGGGACCGGCUGGUGCUCCUGGGAAACAGGGACCUGCUGGUGCUUCUGGGAAACAGGGACCUGCUGGUACUCCUGGGAAACAGGGACAGGCUGGUGCUCCUGGGAAACAGGGACCUGCUGGUGCUUCUGGGAAACAGGGACCUGCUGGUACUCCUGGGAAACAGGGACAGGCUGGUGCUCCUGGGAAACCAGGACCAAUUGGAGCAAAAGGAUCAAAAGGUAUGAAGGACAAACGACAUAGAGAUCAAGGGAAAAACUGAAGCUUUUAUGACACCAACUGUGAAUGUAGGAAAAAGAGGAAAAGAAACUCCCCUUUCAACAUACCAACAUUUACAAGUUAGCCACCUGGCUAGCUGUAAACAAUAAGUUCCACUAAUCGAAUUUCAGCUAACAUCUUGUUUCUUUUUUGUGGAGUUUUUGGGUCUUUUGCAAGCCGGCCAUUUUUCAACCGUUAUAUUCGUGGUUUGUAAUCGUCAGAAUCCCAUAGGAAAAAAUAGUCUCAUAACAGCUCUAAUUUUGAGCCGAAUGAUGUAAUACGUCGAGAUUGAGUGCUUGGGGUCGUUUUUAUACUUUGUAGGAGGACAGGGAAAACAAGGAACCAACAAGUCAUUCCCAGGCCCUCCUGGUCCUAAAGGAAACCAGGGAGCAGUUGGGAAGACUGGAGCCCAGGGACCACAGGGUGCAAAAGGAGAAAAGGGACGGGAUGGAUCUGGGACAUCAGGAGUGAAGUACGUUCGCUGGGGAAGGACCACAUGUCCUAGUGGUGCGCAGAUAGUUUAUAAAGGUAUGCGAAAAGAAGCUUACAUGAUAGUUACUAUUAUGCCAUGAUUCUAAAUACAGAAAGAGUGAUAAGCUGAGGAUUUUUAUUCCACUUAUUAAUCAAAUUUAAAAGUGGCAACUAUGAAAUUUCUCUAAGCUUGUUACUUUUACUGGUCAAUGACCCGGGCAUCUCUUCAAGUUAUCUUUUUGUUGCAUUUUUCCAGCAGUGUAACUGGUUCAAGCAUAAGACAGAGUAAAAUCUGGGUAUGAGAAAACGCCCCUUGUGUUUCCCAACAAUGCGCGCUCUCACGGCAUUGUUUACGUCGAGGUCACAUGAAACUGUAUCCCACAUAAAGUUUUUUUACAGUCUAUGUCGUCGAUCGGAUCCAUGAACAUUGGAUAAUCACCCAUGAAGCAUAAAUGAUUACCGCUUGCUGAAAUGUAGUUUCAUAAAUUUGUAGUCAAGUACGCUUUUCUUUUUAGUGAUCAAUAGAAAUAGGCAGAAAAUGAAAUGGCAAAAAAGUAAGGACAUUGUAAUUCUAGAGUAUUGUAUUGAAUUUUUGUGUACUGAAAAUGUUACAGCCAUUAGGGUUUGUGGUCUUAGUGUUUAGGCAAUCUGAGUUCCCUAUCUUUGACAAUUCAGCAGUUUUCACCUCGAUCCUAGCGAUAUUGCGUGAGCUAGGUGUUUUGCCAAUGUUCUGAGUAAGAACUAGUCAACAGAAUCGCAUGGUUGAUGUUUUUGAAGGAAAGAAAGGAUUUCAAACUAUUUUAACUGAGUUUUCCGAUUUAUUUUGGCAGAAUGUUUUUCGUUUGCAACAACAGUUUACUCGAGUAAGAGAUGCCAUUUUGUUAACUCAGCAUUUCCUUACAAGGGGAAUUCAGUUGCCUAGAAAUAAAAGUUAAUUUAUGGCAAAAGAAAGUGAAAGCAAAUGUUCGCCAAAAAUUCAUUUCAAAUAACCAGCAGGACAGAGAAAAGGCGCCGUGCCUCUCUCAACCGCUAGCCGCCAUUUCAUGCACCUGCAAAGAACAUAACAAGAAACCUUUUCAUUAACUUGGCGAGUUGACAGAAGAGAUUAAAAAACAAAACACUACCCACGUCGAUUACAAAGAACAAUUGUUGAUAAUUUUUUUUGCCUUGCAUCAGGUAUAAUGGGUGGAGAGUUUUUCACUAACCGAGGUGGUGGAGCGAACUACCUCUGCCUUCCACACAAUCCAAAGUAUGACAAGUACACAAAUGGCCAUCAGAACUCCGGAUACAUGUACGGCACUGAAUAUGAAGUAUAUUAUCGCAACGGAAACCCUUUUAAGAGAAAUAUUCAUAAUCAUGAAGCAGUAUGCGUUGUCUGCUUCGUCAAGUCACGUGGCUCGAUGCUCAUGAUGCCCGCUAGGAAUGACUGUCCGUCUGGAUGGAUCAAGGAGUAUAAGGGGUACCUGAUGACUGCAUAUCAUAACCACGGGCAUCCAACCGACUUCAUCUGUGUUGACGGGGACCCAGAGUAUGUUCCUGGUAGCCAUGCCGACAGGAAUGGUGCUUUGCUGUACCCUGUGGAAGGUGUUUGUGGCUCGCUACCAUGUCUUCCUUAUGUCAGCGGUCGAGAGUUGACAUGCGCUGUGUGCACCAAGUGACAAGAAGAUACCUCUCACAGUGGCAUGGCCACCAUGCCGAUGAGCUACGAAAACCAAAUAAUAAUGGUUAAAUCAGUAUAUACUUUUAACUAGACUUAAACCACACUGCGUUAUCUGGUCUGCUAGCACUAAGGAGCCAGAAAAGUUCGCUGUAAAUUUAUACGGGAUGUAAGCAAUAACAAUUAAAAUAAGG
Messenger RNA from Porites lobata, 13050 nucleotides. Lineage: Eukaryota; Metazoa; Cnidaria; Anthozoa; Scleractinia; Poritidae. The record is from the annotation of a GenBank genome assembly.